Molecule: messenger RNA, 6582 nt
Organism: Hypomesus transpacificus
Lineage: Eukaryota; Metazoa; Chordata; Actinopteri; Osmeriformes; Osmeridae
Exons: 6
Coding region: 214-3642 (1142 amino acids)
Biological process (GO): protein ubiquitination; Notch signaling pathway
Molecular function (GO): RNA binding
Source: RefSeq, a predicted model, not a curated record
UGCAAUUUAGAGUCUUGCAGAAGAUUACAUUUAGUAGGGAUUGAACGCAAGAAUUGCCAUCUGUCGGUGGAAAUCAAGAACUACACAGUCAUCAGAAUCCACAGUUGGUUUAGUUUCACUUUUCAUCCAUGUUUUGAUCUCAGAAGUGUGUGUCUGUUGUGCGAGACGAAACAUAUGAAAGACGCGUGGAAGUGACACAGUUGCACCCACCAGAUGGCAGAGCAGGGCAGGACAGUGAGAGUGAGUCGCCUGCCCACCAACAUUGAGGAUGACCGGCUGAUCGACAAGUUAUUCAUCCACUUCCUGAGGACCAGCAAUGGGGGAGGGGAAAUCGAAUCUGUCACCGUUGUCACACCUGGCUGUGCCCUUAUCACUUUCGAGGACAGUAAAGUGGCCCAGAGUGUGCUUCAAUAUGGCCGACACAUUUUGAAGGUGGACAAGAAAAAGUAUGAACUAAAACUAAGAGAGCAUCGCAAUGAUAUUGACCCGGCUAAGGUCAUCCUAAACAUGUCCGUUACCGUAGACUACGGCCAGCUUCCCAAGGGAAAGAUGGCGGUGACGCACAUGCUCACUAGCCACCCUGACGUCCACAUCAGCCACAACCCACCAGAAGAGCUGUGCACCCUGACGGGCCGUUACUCCGAGAUCCAGGCUGCAGUAGCCCAACUACUGGGCCUCUCCGGGGACCGAGGGACCACAGACACCAGCUCCGCUGCCUCGAAUGGUGCCGAGGAAGGGCAUGCUUCUCCUCACACAGGCCGGACCUCUCAAACCAGGGACACGACACAGACCAGGGCGGAGCAGCCUCUGUCCGCAGGGGCUCAAGGCCUGGGCUCGUAUGAGGAAUUAGGAUCUGGAGUUUAUGGUUGGGAGGCUGUGGGCCAGACCGAGGACGGCGCUGUGGGUCUGCAGCCUGAACCUCAAACCAUGGUGGACGAAGACUUCUCCCUCAUUAUGGAUGCAGACCUGUUCCUUUAUCUGCAGAGGCACUGUGGGGAGGAGUACCGGCACAUCCUCAGCAGUUACGGGGUGGAGGCGGUGGACGUGUCAGCUCAGGGGUUGACCACCCUGUUCUUGCAGAACGGUACCGGGACGGGGAAGCCGGGCGGGGAGCUGGAGCGUCUUAGGGGGGCUCGCGGAGACCUGAGCCAGCUCUACCAGGAGAACGAGGCCAGGCUUCGAAGAGCUCAGCUGCCCAAGAGUAUUCUACCCCCCAGGGGUGGUCUGCAGACGACCAUUGAGGCCCUUCAGGUCAGCCUGCCGAAACUCCUCCUCAGUGAGGAUGACAGAAACAUCUUCAUAGUAGGAAGCGGCAGUGACGUGUCGGAGGCCAAGCAGAUCCUCCUCUUGGGCCAGAGAGAGCAAGAGUAUGCAACGGAUGAUGUCGCCAGCUUGCUGAGAUCUCCUCCACCCACCUCUUAUUCCUCAAAACCAGGGAAGGAGGCGAAACCAUAUCAUGUUCUCACCUCAUCAGGAUUUCUGGACCCCAGGGUAGAUAAGAUGCUGAAGUCUUAUGAGGUUGAGAGGAAAGCAGAAGGUGCCAGAGGGUAUAAACUAGCAGCCAGGUUUAAGGACUUGGGGGUGGCUGGGCUGGGUGGGCUGGGGGCCAAGCCAGGGGGGACGGUGGCUGCAGGGUCCUCAGGUCUUAGUACACGACCAGGCCUUAGGCCUAUGCAGACUCACGAGCAUCUGUCUAGCAUAGAGAAACCAAGUUUAGGGGGCGAAGGAUUCUCAAGCGCAGGAGCGCAAAACAUUGAAGAGGAUCUCUCAUUUAAGAAUGGCAGUCCCUUGUUUAAUUAUUCCACUAGGGAAAGGAAAUCUGCUUCGAGUUUGUUGUCAAUCGGCACACGUCAAGGGAGUGAUGUAGCCCCCCUCGCCACAACUCAGAGCAACCUGGCAGAGAUCGCCACAUUCCCAACCCCUGGAUCUGGUUCUAGUCUGAGGAGAGCCAGUAGUUUCUCUGGACGGUCCAGGCCCAAGGACCCGGACACAGGGCAGAGCAAGACUGCAGAGGAAACCGGUAAGUCCAUGGCCAGGUCCAACAGCUUCAGUAACCGCACGGGGAGGGAUAGGAGAGGUGUUUACACCGCACAGGUGCCUGUUUCCACAGUGAUGUGGCGGUACAUCAAAGAGGUCUAUGCCAUUCGCCUUGAUGACAUAACCUCUGACUUGCAGAUGGCAGAUAACCAAUUAGAAAAGAGUUGCGACGUCACUGUUACAUUGAAGGGUGCGGAAUCAUCCAUAGUAAAAUCUUGCGAGUUGGAGCUACGAAAGCUGGUUGCCAUGGUUACCACAGACUUCUCCGUGCAAGAGCUGCGUCUGGCCGAACUGGGCGUAUCCAACCCCCAUGAUGAGACAUUGAAUGAAUGCUGUGCCGAGAUCCGGGGACGCUUCAAGAAGGUGUCUAUCCAGGUGCUGAAGGAGAGUGUCUUUCUGAUUGGCCCCAGACUGCUGUGCUCUCAGGUGAGUGCAGCUCUGAGAGAGGUGUUCUCUGGAGUGCAAGGCCCGGGGCAGGAGACAGUGGACCUCUGUGCAGCCUCUACCUCCAGCGUGAACCAGCCGACGCCUCUUCAGAUGAAUGGAGAUCCAAACCCCACACCAUCUCAGAAUAAUACCCUUCAGCUGAAGACAGACUACGAUAGAGUAGAGAGAGGGGAGGCAACUGGCGGCAGUCUGGAGAAAAACUUUAAGAGAAAAGAUUCUACAAAGACACAGAGGAAGACUGAGACAGAGCCCAAGAAUGGAGUGGUCAGCAGCCUAUCCACCAGGAAGGACCCUGUUACAAGAGAGAAAGUGAAGAGGAGAGAGACAGUGGAUACGGAUGGGAACCAGACUGACACAUUGACCAGCCAUUCAGUAAGAGGGAAGGAUAGAGGACAGGCACCAGUGAUGGGUAGUGGGACAGCAUCUGAUUCAGUGUCUACACAAACCAGUCAAGGCAUAGAAACUCCACCAAAAGACCACAACCUUCCAUCUCAAUUGCCCCAGACGAAAGAAAGAUUGUCCAGAACGGAGAAUCAAGAGGGAUCAGGAGGAUCUAUUACACAACACAGUUCAAGAAGGUCCAGUCUGCCUGGGGCUCAGGGGGGGAUGUGUGUGUGUGGUAAAAGUGGAGCCUCAUUGAAAAUGACAGAGUGCAGGUCGACCCUGUGUCCAGAGUGCCUGGCCAACGUCCACAUCCACUGCAGGGUUUGUCCUAAAGUAAAGGAGACGCCACGUGGGAUCCAGGGCAAAAUGAGCUGCUCUGAGAUGUCCCUGUCCCUGCCCGGCCACAACAGGCACUCCACAAUGAAGAUCAGCUACUACAUACCCGAUGGCAUUCAGGGGGAGGAUCACCCGUCCCCUGGCUCGACGUUCCGAGGGGGGCUGUUUGAGGCCUUCCUGCCCCUGUGUGAACGCACCCACAGUCUGCUGCCCCGGCUAGAGAGGGCAUUCAAGCUGGGCCUCACCUUCACUGUGACAAGCACCAAGACAGGGCCCAGGGUCACCUGGGACUGCAUCCCCCACAAGACCAGCCUGCAGGGGGGCAAGUCUGGGAACGGAUAUCCAGAUUCCAACUAUUUGACUCGUCUAUCUGAGGCGCUGGCUGCUGUUGGGAUCGAGCAGGUGCCAGCCAAGUCUCAAAAUACAAAUCAAAUAUGAUGUGGGUAAUUGAUUUUACAAUUUUAACGUCUGUUUCUUGUCAAUGUAAACAUUUUAAUUUGUAUAUAUUGCAAUAUAAUGCAAUACAUUCUUAAACAAGAUUUUUUUAUACUGUAAUGCCAAAUGGCUCAUGGUUACUGUGUUUGUUCAUGUCUAAUAGGAUAGAAACUAAUUGUCUCCUAGUUCACCGUUAUUUGUCCUGGCAGCUAUUAUAGAUUUCUUUAUCAGAUUUGAUUAACGAUCUUGUGCUCCCAGAACCAUCAUUCCACUGGCACCCAUGUACAACUGCACAACACAUACCCUGGCACGCCACUGCAGGCGUUUCCAGUGUUAAUCAACACAGAUUAUACAAAAUAAAGAAACCACUCCGAUUUUGUUUUGUUAUGCUUUUUUUUUAUUUUUUAUUAGUCCUGGAAAACAUGUAAGGCAUAUGGUAACAUUACACACUGAAGCGUUACAAGCUCUAGAGUCCAUGUGGACAACAUGGCAUCACACAGUCAACCCAGAGUCAGCACAGAAGCAGCAUCGAUUUGAAGGGUUUAAAAAACAAAGGAGUGACAAGGGGUGACAAGAGUAUCUGCUACUGGAAAGCAACACGGUGUACGAUGAAAUCGAAGGAAAACGACCAGUUUACAGGUCAAACCUGUAGGAUGCCUUGUAGAAAAUCCCCUGUGGAUCCUAAACUGCACCAGCAGGUGCCUAUGAGGACGGGUUGAUAGAGUGAACCUGCAGUUGUGAAGCGGUCCUGGAGAUUAGUGUGUCCUGGUGUGAGACUGAAGCAGGUGUUGAGUUUGGAAAGAGGGGGUGGUUAAGCGACGGUGAUCUGGCUGCUGUUGGCACCUUGACUUGGUUGAAUGCACUGAUAAAAUCCACAAGUGGUUAACUCUCCAAUGAAGUAGUGAACUACAUGUGUGAGUAUGCCUUUGUUUUUUUUGUUUUUUCUCUGCCACUUAUCUACACAUGGAUUCUAGGGUGCUGCCCACGACAAGCCCGGCCAAAUGCUUUACACACUGGCUCAGCAUCUCUGUGACAUCAGGGUAAAGUUGCUGCACUGCAAUAGUUUUAAGUGAUUGUUAAUGAAUAACUGUCUACAGCCAGACGGGGUUAGUUGAGGGUAAUAUAUGUGUGUUUGUACGUGUGUGUGAAUGAGAUGUGUGGCUCUGGCUGUGGUAAACAGUUCUCUGUCUAGAGAAGUCCAUCUUUCUAACUAAAAACACUAUACAGCAAACCAUGCUGCAGAGGGACUCAUGAUACUGAAUGAGCACAUGGAAAACUAACUAAUAAAGAAACAUUUAUAAUUCCUGAUCAAAGGUAAACUGCUGAUUUGAUUGGCCUGUGAGAAACAAAACAAUAUGGUUCGCAGCUGAACAGUGGUGGGCUGUAAACCCCCUUAAGACAGCUGGGAAAAUACUGUGCUCGUUGCCAUUAAACUCUGAACUGCUCUGGGAUUUGGCUUCUGAUUGUAUCAUUUACAAAUCCUGGACUGAAAAGCAAUGCAAUGUAUGACACUGAAAUGAUUGAUUUCUUUCUUCCAAGAGGCUAGACACCAUGUGGCUAAUGGAAUGUUUUUCAAUGGAGGGUCUCUGGAUUAGUGAAGUCUAUCUCUUGCAUAAGAAUUUCUGUCUCUCAGCAAUAGUCUUUCCAGAUACACACAGCUACGACAUAGAUUCACCAACCUGGUAACGCCACGAGGCGAUAGAGAAAGGAGAGGGAUUGGACUCAUCCAACAGAUUCGCUAUACUUUUAGACCUACAGUUGCACCCAAAACCCAGCUGUAAGGACAGUCCAACAGAUUCGCUAUACUUUUAGACCUACAGUUGCACCCAAAACCCAGCUGUAAGGACAGUGUACAUGUAGUGUGAGGUCAUCUUGGAGACGUUUUAUUUAUAAAUAAUACAAUUAAAGGGGAAAUAACAAUGAAUCAAAUGACACGCAAUAUGUUGGCCACGUGCUAUGUUGGCCACGUGCUAUGUUGGCCACGUGCUAUGUUGGCCACGUGCUAUUCACUGCAUGCAGUGUCAUUCCAGACGUUGAUGUAAUGAGUGGUUCUGUAUGAGUGCGUACGGAAAUGGAGGGUGGAGUUUUGGCGGACUAACGAUUGACAACAACCAUGUUCUGUAUCCAAGAGUCUCUUAAGGGGCAACACAGGAAAGGUGGAAUGUUUUAAACAGGCCUGGGACUCAGAUCAGCUCGAGAGCGGAAAUAUCGCAUCUGGGACCGUCUCUGCCUGAGCUGAGAUCAGCCACUGAGCUGGGGGAGUGUUUGAAUGCAGCUGGGCCGUGCUGAUUACAUUCGUGCACAGCUGUGUAAAAGCACCUGCCCCCUCAUCAGCAACACGUUUGGAAUCAGGCUUAAAGAAACAACUCAUUUGGAACUCGGUGGUCAGUGCAGACGAUUACAAAAUUCACCCAGCAUUGUACAAAUAAGUAAUUUUUAACUUCUAUGUUGUUUUUGGCGGAAGUUGCAGAAGUAGAUCAUUCUUUCCUGCACCUUUGUCCUUGUCGUUUUUACUGUGGCAAUAGACUCAGAAUGGUUGUAAACACAGAUGACAAGGAACCAGUUUGUUGCUGUUUGAGUAGCAUUACCUGCCUCAACUCACAGUAAGGAGGACAUGGAUUGGGAGGGAGGAGCUUCAGGGCGAGGUAAUCUGGUAUGUGUUAGGACCGAGGCACAGUGAACACUCGACAGCAAGACCCCAACCAAUCAGAAACGACUUCUGUGUCUCUUUUAAUGCACUGCAGCAAUAUUCUACCAGCACCCACACGCAUUUGGGAUGGAAAUCAUACACACAGUAUCAAUUUUCAGUGAUUUUGUUUUUCUCUUACAAGGUCAGAGGAAAAGUAUCCAGAAAAAGCUUUCUUUCGUGUUUUUUUUUUCCUUUUCAUAUUUGUUACGCACCAUUGUAGUAAAGGCAUUGACAGAGGUGUUUGGCACAUAAUG